Thamnophis elegans (Western terrestrial garter snake) is the source of this 2409-nucleotide messenger RNA. RefSeq names its product vomeronasal type-2 receptor 26-like. The transcript is spliced from 5 exons. Gene Ontology annotation, cellular component: membrane. Bases 1 to 2409 code for a protein of 802 amino acids. Gene Ontology annotation, biological process: G protein-coupled receptor signaling pathway. The record is from RefSeq and is a predicted model, not a curated record. Lineage: Eukaryota; Metazoa; Chordata; Lepidosauria; Squamata; Natricidae. Gene Ontology annotation, molecular function: G protein-coupled receptor activity.
AUGUAUCAGCAUAUCCUUGCUUUGGUGUUUGCUAUCAAGGAGAUCAACAGGAACACUGAGGUCUUACCAAACAUCACAUUAGGUUUCCACAUUGUGAACAACUACUUCCCUGCAAGGAUAACGUAUAAGGCAAUGUUGAGCUUACUUUCUACACAGCAGAAAUUUGUCCCCAAUUUUACCUGUGAUUUAAAGAAAACAUUUAUUGCCGCUAUUGGAGGACGCUUGAUCGAGACCUCAUUCAUCAUGGCCACAGUUCUCACCAACCUCAAAAUUCCACAGCUUGCCUAUGGAACAUUUUCUGCAGUAUAUGGAGACAAAAAUGUAUUUCCAUUCUUGUACCAGAUGGUCCCAAAUGAAAUGCAUGAGUACACUGGGGUUAUUCGAUUACUUCAGCAUUUUAAAUGGAAUUGGAUUGGGAUCUUGGCUAUGGAUGAUGAUUAUGGAGACAUGUUUUUGCAGAAAAUUGAACCGUUGCUUUCCCAAAACAACAUUUGUUAUGCUUUCAAAUUUAGAAUAUCACAGAAGGCUUACAUAGAUGAAUAUAUACACAUGAUUACCAUGGAGUUAAGAUAUGAUCAAUUCUUUAUGGAUGAUAAAGUCAAAGUGUUUUUAAUCUAUGCCCUAACACCAGCCAUGGAAAGUCUGAGAAUUAUCAUCUUUGUAGCAUUUGUUUAUUCAUGGCCACCUUUGGGUAAAGUGUGGAUUAUUACAUCCCAUUGGAAUUUUGAAUCACUGUCCAUUCAGAGAGUUUGGGACAUACAGAGUUUCCAUGGUGCCCUAUCAUUCACAGUUCGCUCAAAAGAGCCCCCUGGAUUCCAAGAAUUUCUUCAUAGUGUAAGACCAUAUUGGGCAAAAGAAGACAAUUUCAUUCAAAAUUUUUGGGAGCAGGCAUUUGACUGCCAAUUACACACUUCUAGUUUAAAUGAAAAUAGCAACACAAUUUGCACUGGAGAUGAGAAGUUAGAUAGUUUGCCAAGCAUAUUAUUUGAAAUGAGCAUGAGUGGUCACAGUUACAACAUUUACAAUGCAUUGUUUGCUAUGGUACAUUCUUUCCAUGCAUUACUCAAGUCCAGGUCCAGAUGUAGAAAUGCAAUAGGAACAGAACAAUUAAUAGUUCACAAUUUAAAAGCAUGGCAGCUUAAUUCUUACUUGCAAAGCAUCAUAUUCAAUAACAGUAUGGGAGAUAGUAUUACAUUUGAUGAAAACAGAGAACUGAUUACAGGUUUUGAUGUUGCAAACUGGAUUACCUUCCCCAAUAAUUCAUUUUCUCGAGUCAAAGUUGGAACAUUGGAACCUCGGGCUCCACCAGGGAAAGAAUUAGCCCUUAAUGACAAUCAAAUUGUAUGGCACAGAAGCUUUAAUCAGGUGCUUCCUCUUUCUGUGUGCAAUGACCACUGCUAUCCAGGCUCCUGCAGAAAGAAGAAUGAAGGAAAGAAAUUUUGUUGCUAUGAUUGCGUGCCAUGUUCAGAAGGGCAGAUCUCCGAUGAAAUAGGUAGGACAAAAAGAUAUAUGGAUGCCUGCAUGAAAUGUCCAGAAAAUGAAUAUCCAAACAGCAUCCAAAACCAAUGUAUUCCCAAAGCAUUCACCUAUCUCUCUUAUAAAGAAGCUUUGGGAAUAUUCUUUGUGACAUUGGCUACUGUUUUUUCUUUGAUUACAAUCCUUGUGGUUGGAAUCUUUUGGAGGCAUCGAGAAACUCCAAUUGUCAAAGCCAAUAACUGGAUCCUCACUUGUAUCCUCCUCAUCUCCCUUCUUCUUUGCUUCCUCUGUUCCUUCCUCUUUCUGGGAAGACCUGAAAAGAUGACCUGCCUUCUCCGGCAAAUGACUUUUGGCAUUAUCUUCUCAAUGGCCCUUUCGUCUAUAUUAGCAAAAACCAUGACUGUGAUUCUCGCAUUCAUGGCAACCAAACCAGGCUCUGGAAUGAGGAAAUGGGUAGGAAAAGGACUGUCCAAUUCUAUUGUCCUUUCAGGUUCUUUCAUCCAGGUGGCUAUUUGCACUGUUUGGCUGAGUACAUCACCUCCUUUCCCAGAUAUAGACCUGCAUUCACUGAAGGGAGAAAUCAUAAUGGAAUGCAAUGAAGGUUCGGUUAUCAUGUUUUACUGUGUCUUGGGUUACAUGGGCUUCCUGGCUAGUGUCAGCUUUAACAUUGCUUUCCAAGCCAGGAAGCUUCCCAGCAGUUUCAAUGAGGCCAAGUUCAUCACCUUCAGCAUGUUGGUCUUUUGCAGCGUUUGGCUGACAUUUAUUCCAACCUACCUGAGCACCAAAGGGAAAUACAUGGUAGCUGUGGAGAUCUUCUCUAUCUUAUCCUCCAGUGCUGGUUUACUGGGGUGUAUAUUUUCCCCCAAAUGCUACAUCAUUUUAUUGAGACCUGAGAUGAACAAGAGGGAACAUUUAAUAAGGAAAGAAAAGUAG